AGAACUUCUAUCAAAAUGGCUCGUGCUAUUGCUAUCGAUGCUCCACUUUCCGCUGGAAUCAGAAGAACAAAGAAAAGUCCAAUCAAAAGAGCAUCAGUUGGUGGAGUUAAAAAGAGAUUCUCCACUGGAACUGCUGGACCAUCAAGAAGACCAACUGCGCAACCAAGACGCCAAAGUGGAGGAAUCAGAACAGUUGACAGAUCUAUUCCAGCAAAUGAAAACCGUGAAGUACGUAUCAACUUGUCAAACUUGGCCCACACCGUUCACUCCGGGGACCUUCGUCAACUCUUCGCUGAAUUCAAAAUUCGAAACGUCUCCGUGAACUUCAACGAGCACGGAAAACCAGUAGGAACCGGAGAUGUGACUCUCCCAAAACGUCACGCUGAUCGUCUCAUCCAAAAGUUUGCCGGAGUCUCACUCGACGGAAAGGAGAUCAAAUUCGCUAUCAUUGAUUCAGCAAAUAUUGCAAACCGUGUCAAGUUCCCAGAAGCUCCAAGAAGAGCUCCAUCAAAUGGAAGACCAGCUCAAAGAGCACCAAAAAGGCAGAAUGUUAAAUCAGGAAAACCAACAGGAGGGGCUGGAGCUCAAAAGAAAUUGAAGGCCAAGAAGCCAAAGAGAGAAGCUCAACCAAAGAAGACACUCGAAGAGUUGGAUGCGGAGCUCGAUGUGUAUAUGUCAAAAGCCUAAUAAUUUAAUUUAAUCCAAAUUUUACUUGUUUGUUCUCAUGUUUUCAUAACUUAUAAUUUUGUACCUAAUAAAAACAUCAAAAGCUAG
Caenorhabditis elegans is the source of this 774-nucleotide messenger RNA. RefSeq names its product Chromatin target of PRMT1 protein C-terminal domain-containing protein (gene aly-1). Bases 16 to 687 code for a protein of 223 amino acids. Gene Ontology annotation, molecular function: nucleic acid binding. Lineage: Eukaryota; Metazoa; Nematoda; Chromadorea; Rhabditida; Rhabditidae. The transcript has 2 exons. The record is from RefSeq and is marked reviewed.